Messenger RNA from Sapajus apella (tufted capuchin), 1817 nucleotides. It is a transcript of the gene CUNH3orf70, whose product is annotated as chromosome unknown C3orf70 homolog. NCBI's taxonomy places the organism in Eukaryota, Metazoa, Chordata, Mammalia, Primates, Cebidae. The transcript has 2 exons. The record is from RefSeq and is a predicted model, not a curated record. Bases 233 to 985 code for a protein of 250 amino acids.
CGGCGGAGGGCGGGAGGGAGGCAAGGAGGCGGCAGGCCCGGCCCCGGUCGCAGCGCCCCGGGCGGCUCCUCCUCGAGCCUGGGACCGCCGCGCUCCCGCCGCCGCCGCCGCGCGCUGGCGUGACUCCCGGCCCGCGCCGCGCCCUCCCGCGUCUGCGCCCGACUCGGCUUCCUGCCCGCCCAGACGUCGCCUCUCCCGGGCUCCCGGUGUCGGCUCCGCGCGGAGAGAGGAAAUGAGUGCGGCGGCCUCGCCGGCGCCCGAGCGGGGUUGGAAGAGCGAGAAACUAGACGAGGCUCAGGCCCUGGCGCGGAGUUGCGCCGCCCGCAGACCCGACUUCCAGCCGUGCGACGGGCUGUCCAUCUGUGCCACGCACAGCCAUGGCAAGUGCUUCAAGCUGCACUGGUGCUGUCACCUAGGAUGGUGUCACUGCAAAUACAUGUAUCAGCCUAUGACCCCUGUGGAACAGCUUCCAAGCACCGAGAUUCCUGCCAGGCCUCGGGAGCCCACAAACACCAUUCAGAUCUCAGUCUCGCUCACUGAGCACUUUCUGAAAUUUGCAUCUGUCUUCCAGCCUCCCCUGCCCCCUGACUCACCAAGGUACUGUAUGAUCUCAGACCUCUUUAUUGACAACUAUCAGGUUAAAUGUAUUAAUGGGAAGAUGUGUUAUGUGCAGAAGCAGCCGGCGCUACAUUCCCACAAAAUGAGCCCUGAGGAGGUCUCUGCACACGAUGCCUUAAUUUCAAAAGAGAGCAAUACACCAAAAAUAGAUCACUGCUCUUCUCCCUCAAGUUCUGAAGACUCUGGGAUCAAUGCGAUUGGGGCCCACUACGUGGAAUCGUGUGACGAGGACACAGAAGAAGGAGCAGAACUGAGUUCAGAGGAAGAUUACAGUCCAGAGAGCAGCUGGGAACCGGAUGAGUGCACCCUUCUCUCCCCCUCGCAGUCUGACCUGGAAGUGAUUGAAACCAUAGAAACGACCGUGUGAGAGUCCAGCCAGGAAGCCACAGCCUGGGACCACGCCCAGCUUUUGUACCUCUGUCUGAUGGAUCCUUUUUUCCAAUGAUAUUUUCUACCCACCCCACCCCCCAACAACUGUAGCAGUUUGGUGGUAUGCUGAUUAGCUUCUCUCAGUCUUACAACUAAGACAUUUUUUAUUAUAAAUGGUUUUCUUUUAUAUCUUGACUUACUUUCUAUGUAGCAUCUGGUGUCAUGAAUUGUGACCCAGCCUUAAUUUCACUGGGAGAUUUGAAGGCAGUGAAGCGAUGAUCACAGAGUAUCUUGGAUCAGAUUGAGGAGGUGCCCAAGGGAAGGAGCCAAGGUUUUCUCAAUAGCCAUUCCUUCCAGAAAGACUCUUGCCAUUCCUUUUGACGUGUUCAUGAGCACCCCUGUCCUGUCCUGCUUGUCCUAUGCAGGCAGCAGCUCCCUUGGGGAACAGAGCGUGCACUGGUAGCCGCCGUUUCUUCCCUUUCCCCUUCUCCCUACACCUGCACUGGGUCUGGACCAGAGCUGCCUUGGCUUACUUCUAGGAGAUCACUGGAGGCCAGCUCAGCCCCUGCUUUGUGGCCAGUGUCUGUACAAGGCUCCAUGACUGAGGUUGAGCUAAACGUUCACGUGAGAAGAGAUGACCUCAUCCGCCUCAUGCCCAGUCCAGCUUUAGCUGAGCACCUGUCCCCUGCAGGGUGCUGUGGGGACACCGCACAAAUAAGACCUGAUUCUCCCCCCAUGAAGGGGCCCACAGUCCUACAUAUGACACAUUCAACUCACAACACCCAGAAAGCUCUGGGAACCCAGGGGAAGGAAGAGAUUGACUUGGCUUG